Symsagittifera roscoffensis is the source of this 1351-nucleotide messenger RNA. RefSeq lists its product as uncharacterized. Bases 24 to 1259 code for a protein of 411 amino acids. The record is from RefSeq and is a predicted model, not a curated record. Gene Ontology annotation, molecular function: zinc ion binding. The transcript has 6 exons. Lineage: Eukaryota; Metazoa; Xenacoelomorpha; Acoela; Convolutidae.
AGUUAUGUUCGAAUGUAUUUUGAAUGCAAAGGUUCCUUGACGAUUCACUAGAUGUAGAUCCAAGCAACACUCAGGACUGGAACUUUUUGUAUGAGAGCCAUAAGAGCAUCGUCAUGUCAUCGGACGGGUGGCCUCAAACAGAUUCAGAAGAUAAAAAUUUGGAUGGAAAUGAGAAUAAGAAACAGGCAAAAGAGCAACAGCAGCCUACUUCAUCCAAAGGGGCAGCUGGCGGGGGAGGGGGAGGGGGAGAGGGAGGAGGGAAGGAUUCUCAUCUGGCUCAGAGUCAGGACCAGUCUGGUAACUCGACCACUCCGGAGAUAGAGGACGAAGUGGCCCAGAUCUAUGGCUCCACCUGGCUCAGGAGGAAGGACUCCGCAGACAUGUAUGGACAAACCAACAGCUUCGUCAAAAAGAGUUCAUCGGUGCCGAAGUGUGAGCGACAUGUGUUGGUGGAGUGUGCAUUCUGGUGUCAGGAGUGCAGUGUGGCCAUCUGUCUCAAGUGUGUCCAAAAUGCACACAGGGGCCAUAGUUUCCUCCUCCUAGACUCCAUCAUAGAUUACAAGGUGAAAGAAGCCAUCUACAGACUUGAUUUCCUGAAGAAAAACAUGUCCUAUGUCGAAAGCAACAUAGUCGCAUGUCAGAAUGAAAUCGACUUCCACAACAACCAAGUCAAGUUGUUCAUACGUAGACAACGUGAGUGCAAUGAAAUUCGUGAACUACCUAAUGUGUUCACAGAACAUAUGUCUGAAUUGAAAAACAUGGCCAAUGGUUUAACUCAUGAAGUUGAUGAGAAAAUUCUGUCGAAGGUUUUGAAAGUGUUACAGAAAACAGACGACGAUUUCUUUUGGGUUAAAUCUACGCUGAAAUCUCCGACGGUGAAAACAUUACCUUAUUCCAUGCAGACACAAAGGUUCAAGUUCACUGUCAACCCCUGUACGUUGUCAGCAUUUCGCUUGUUCAAAAAGAAGGAAAAUAAUUUGUUGGCUACAAAGAUAUCUUGCCAUCCUAUAGAAAAACCGGAUAAACCUGAUUCGAAAAAAUCAAAAUGGGAGGUGAAGGCUGACUUCAAGUUCUCAUUGUUGAGUGUGAUGAACAGUCACCACAAUCUGACUAAAACAGUAGUGGGUCACACAUUCAACUCAAACUCCACCAGCUACAAGAUCAAGUUCGCCACUCUCCUCCCAUGGAGUGAAUACGAAGACUCGACGGGAAAGAGGAAUGUCAUGCUGGAGCUGCUUGUGCAUUAUGAGAAGAUAUAAAUUAAAUUGAUAUUGUGAUAGAAGAUGCUGUUUGAAAAUUGAGGUCUCUUUAAAAGCCCCAUCGCAGCUUCUGCCCAAUCUCACAUCGAGAA